This is a messenger RNA of Setaria italica (foxtail millet), 722 nucleotides long. Its product is annotated as probable serine/threonine-protein phosphatase 2A regulatory subunit B'' subunit TON2. Gene Ontology annotation, biological process: regulation of dephosphorylation; cortical cytoskeleton organization; microtubule cytoskeleton organization. The record is from RefSeq and is a predicted model, not a curated record. Gene Ontology annotation, cellular component: spindle; centrosome. Gene Ontology annotation, molecular function: calcium ion binding. Lineage: Eukaryota; Viridiplantae; Streptophyta; Magnoliopsida; Poales; Poaceae. Bases 228 to 722 code for a protein of 164 amino acids. The transcript has 4 exons.
AUAAUCAGACAAUUGGAUAACUGCAAUCCGAACAUUUUGCAACAGAACAUAUUAUUGCUGGAUAGAAAGAUAAAGGUAGAGCAUGCAGUAGAGGUCUUAUUGCAACAGUUGAUUUCUAUCCAAAGCAGCAUUACAAGUUUGAUUUCCUAUGUCAUAAUAUAUUGUUUAUUCUUGCAGGGAAAGCGUGUAUAAAGAAAGUAUUGCUGAGUAAUUGUCUGCAGGAGCUAAUGGAACUACAUCAGGAGAGCGAGGAAGAGGUAACUGACACUGAACAGGCAGAAAAUUGGUUUUCCUUAACUUCAGCCCAGCGCAUAUGUGAUAUGUUUCUUGCUCUGGAUAAGGAUCAAAAUGGUACACUGAGCAAACAAGAGCUCAAGGAAUAUGCAGAUGGCACAUUGACUGAGAUUUUCAUUGAAAGAGUUUUUGAUGAGCAUGUCCACCGGAGCAAAGUUGGAGGUGGAAACAGUCGCGAGAUGGACUUUGAAAGCUUUCUUGAUUUUGUUUUGGCUCUAGAUAACAAAGAUACCGCUGAAGGCUUGACAUAUUUAUUUAGAUGCCUUGAUCUUAAUGGAAGGGGGUUCCUUACAACUGCAGAUAUCCACACUCUGUUUAGGUAUGUAUGGACUACUUUACACUGUGCAGUGUUAUUUCAUUCUUAUGACAGCUGUGCUCUGAUUAUAGACAUACUUGUUCAGUUUGGACCCUUGUGGCUGCCAUUCUGA